This is a messenger RNA of Neofelis nebulosa (Clouded leopard), 1989 nucleotides long. RefSeq names its product lymphocyte antigen 6 family member G5B (gene LY6G5B). The record is from RefSeq and is a predicted model, not a curated record. The transcript is spliced from 3 exons. Bases 639 to 1256 code for a protein of 205 amino acids. NCBI's taxonomy places the organism in Eukaryota, Metazoa, Chordata, Mammalia, Carnivora, Felidae. Gene Ontology annotation, cellular component: external side of plasma membrane.
AGAACAGAACUUCUAGUAGUGGAUGCGGAGAUGUGCAAGGUCACAUGGAAAAGACCUAGGGGAAAAUCCACUUUCAAAGACUGGAGACAUAAUUCGUUCUUUUUUGGCCACCUAUGGCUGUACAUUUAUACUGUAAGGAGCAUAAUAAACAAAAUAUUUCGGUUUUGAUUUUACAGGGAAAGUGGUCCUGAAAUAAAUAGAACGGUAAGGGGUGGAAAGAGGGACAAGGUCCAGAGUUGCUGCUGGGUGGUGUCUGUGCGCCCCCUCUUGGGGGAGCUGACACGCUCAUCUCAGAAGGACAGGGACCCUGGGCGCCUGGCCCAAGGUUUCCCAGCACGGUAGGGACUCGCUGUAUGUGUGGGGAGGACAGCAGGUGGUACCAGAGACAGACACUGGUCCAUGGACCGUUGAGGUGUGGGAAUAGAUCUUUUCAGGGCAUGAGAGAGACAGACAACUGGAUAAAGGCCCAGGUGUUGUUCUUGUGUAGGCCACUGUUCCCACGUCCAGGAACCUGACCUUGUGGGUGAGGACAUGCCGUCCCUCCAGCCAAGUUAAUAACUUCCUCCCCCAGCCAAGGAAUAUAGCUCUGCGUCUACAGCAGCUCCUGCUCAAACUAUCAAAAUCACCCUGCAAGGAACAUGGUCACAGGAAGGUGGGAUUUCAGGAUACCCCUCAGGGACUGCCCUUCUCAGAAUUCCAUCAUGAAGUUCCAUGUACUUGUAGGUGUGCUGGUCAUGGUGGGCUUCGCAGUGGGAAAGGCUCCUGUUUCUGAAGUCCGGACCUGUCACCUCUGCCUCUUAGAAGACCCUUCUACAGGGUGCAUUUCAGGCUCAGAGAAGUGCACCAUCAGUAGCUCGUCGCCAUGCAUGGUGAUAACCAUCUAUUAUGAGCUGAAUCCAAGACAUGGAGGCCGGGCAGAAGCAGAGCUCAACAGAGCUGGGAGCCCCGAGGUGGGGCAGUCAGGUGGGACCUCAGCUUUCCUCAGCCUCCACCACUAUCAGAAGAGAGAGACGAGCUCUACAGUUUGUACACCAAUUUAUUUGGGAGGAACACCUGGGGACUUGAGGCUAGAGAGGCCCAUGGUGGGAGAAGGGGCAAAGCAAGGCCAAGAAGCAGCUGAGAGAUGGGAGGAGAGAAGAGUAAAGCCACCAAACCGUGAGAACUUGAAGGGAAAACUCAGAGAAUUCUGGAGAGGGGACCUGGGGGAGGGGCUGAGUGGGAAGAGGGGUGUUGGGUGUCAGCUAGGAGGCCGAUAGGGCCGGUAAAAGGGACUAGAAGUUGUUCUGGCUCUGCCACCCAGAUGGAAAUCAGGAAGAUGGAUGGUAACUAGCAGGGUUUUAUUCUAAAAGUCUCUGCAGAAGUUCUAAGGAAUAUAGAACACUCUGUUCUGAGGGUUAUUGCAGAACUCCAGGAAGCAGCAUCGAGAAAAUAUCCAGAAGCCAAACACUGGAGAAGAGCGGGUAUACGAACAAUCACUCAUCUGCUCCUUGCGGCGGCAGUCACUCACCAUGAUGUCAGAACCACUGCCUGGGGAAGGAUGGCAGCCACCAGUGAUACAGACAUCUCAGGUCCCAGGCACAAUCCCAGACUCUUCCAUCCCCUCCCUCCACAUGGACUUACCAUCACUGAUCCCACACCCUUCCCUGACCCCCCCCCCCCAAAUGCUAAGAUUCCUGGAACUGGACAGGGGCAGGGAAUGCCAGGGAGUCACCAGCUAUGGAUCCCGUGGAAGGUUGGUGGGAAAGAACCAUUCAAAAUAAAGUGAUGCGGGGCACCUGGGUGACUCGGUUGGUUAAGCAUCCGACUUUGGCUCAGGCCAUGGUCUCACAGUUCGUGAGUUCAAGCCCCGCAUCUGGCGCUGUGCUGACAGCUCAGAGCCUGGAGCCUGCUUCAGAUUCUGUAUCUCCCUCUCUCUGCCCCUCUCCCACUUGUGCUCUCUCUGUCUCUCUCUCUCAAAAAUAAAUAAAUAUUAAAAAGUUUUUUAAAAUA